Molecule: messenger RNA, 8951 nt
Organism: Larimichthys crocea (large yellow croaker)
Lineage: Eukaryota; Metazoa; Chordata; Actinopteri; Sciaenidae
Gene: map1aa
Product: microtubule-associated protein 1Aa
Exons: 7
Coding region: 1-7956 (2651 amino acids)
Biological process (GO): axonogenesis; regulation of microtubule depolymerization; microtubule cytoskeleton organization
Cellular component (GO): neuronal cell body; synapse; dendrite
Molecular function (GO): microtubule binding; actin binding
Source: RefSeq, a predicted model, not a curated record
AUGAUGCUUGCUCCGGAUGCAGUUGUCAUGGAGAUGGAAAAGGGCUCAGCGUCCACUAGUGGCACUGUUACCAUGGAAAUCCCCAUCGCAGCAGCUUCCUCAGUGGAGCGAGCAGGAGCGGAGCAGCCAGGGGAGCGCGUUCAGCACCAUGGAGAGCACGGCGGCAGAGCUGCGUUCCAGCACAGAAACUAUCGCAUGCUGAUCGUGAUCGGAGAGAUUUCCAGCAGCCAUCACCUCGACGUCGCCAGGAAUCAGAUCACACAAGGUUUGCGUUCCUGGAACGUUGAUCUGAGCAUCUGUGACCUGAACAAGGAGCUGCAGCUGUUUGAGACCAGACACACUGCUCAGUUUUCUUCACAGGUCCAAGGCCAGCGAAUUCUCCAGUAUCAGAGCGAUGUCCUUGAGACAGUUGUGUUGGUGAACCCGUCAGAGGAAACCGCUACCUCAGAGAUUCGCUCUCUGAUCACUGACCGUUCUGGGAAUAAGUUGCUGAUACUGAGUGGCCAGACCUCUGAGCAGGGAGGUGACAUAUUACUGCAAGGAGGAGCCUUCACCUGGGAACACUUCUCCAACAUCAUUUCCAACCCCCAAGUAACUGAACUCCUGUCCGGUGCCUCUUCAGAGCAGCCGUCUAGGCUUACUGUUUCCUGUCAGGGAGACGGGGGCUGGAGCUCCCUCGGCCAAAGCCAGGAGCAGCAGUCACUCCAAAAUCUUUUAGAAUACCGCCUGAACCCCGAACCUCACCUCCCCGACAUGGACGGAGUGACAGAGUUCACUGAGUAUGUCUCAGAGACGGUGGAUGUGCCGUCAUCCUUUGACCUCCUGGAGCCUCCGACCUCUGGAGGUUUUCUGAAGCUGUCCAAACCCUGCUGCUACAUCUUCCCUGGGGGCAGGGGAGACUCUGCUCUGUUCGCCGUCAAUGGAUUCAACAUCCUGGUGGACGGAGGAUCUGAUCGGAAGUCAUGCUUCUGGAAGCUUGUUCGCCACCUGGACAGGAUCGACUCUGUUCUGCUCACCCAUAUUGGUGCAGACAACCUCCCUGGUAUCAAUGGGUUGUUCCAGAGAAAGAUUGCAGAGCAAGAGGAGGAGCGUAACCAAGGAUCUGGCUCCAGCAGCAACGGUGACUGGAUGAAGAACCUGAUCUCUCCUGAGCUCGGGAUUGUGUUUUUCAAUGUCCCAGAGAAACUUCGGAUGCCCGAGUCCACACUGAAAGUCAAGCGAAGCAUUGAGGAAGCAUCUCUUACAUUGCAGUACCUAAACAAGCUUGGCAUCACACCAGAGCCUCUUCACAGGGUAGUCAGCAACACUAUUGAACCUAUCACACUAUUCCACAAGCUCGGUGUGGGAAAGUUAGACAUGUAUGUCUUAAACCCUGUAAAAGAGAGCAAAGAGAUGCAGUUUCUCAUGCAGAAAUGGGCUGGAAACAGCAAAGCCAAGACAGGCAUUACGAUGCCCAACGGAAAAGAAGGAGAAAUAUCUGUCCCCUAUUUGACAUCUGUUACCGCUCUCAUCGUUUGGAUUCCUCACCGUCCAACAGAAAAGAUAGUCAGGGUGCUCUUCCCUGGAAACGCACCACAGAACAAAAUCUUUGAGGGCCUUGAGAAACUGAAGCACCUGGAUUUCCUUCGAUAUCCAGUCGCUACCCAAAAAGACAUAUCAUCUGGUGCACCUCCUCCCAUCAUCAAACAGACUAAGAUGAGAUCAAGAACUGACAGCAAAGAGAGUCUCAAAUCGUCACCCAAACCACACUCUAAAACAAAGAAGGAGGCCGGUGGUCAGGAGGAAGAGUCCAAGAGUGAAAUCACUAAAGAGAACAAAGUGGAAAAGAAAGAAGAGAAGAAAGUCAAAAGUGAAAGUCUGAAAGCCACCAAACAACAGAAAAACAGCGAGGUGGCCCCUGUGGCCAACAAAAAGUCAGAGAAAAAGAAAAUAUCCAAGGAAAAAACUACCAAGGAGAAAGUAUCCAAGAUGGAUGAAAAGAAAGACAAAGAGAAAAAAGAAAUCAAGAAAGAGAAAGUAAAGAAAGACGAAAAUAUAAGAAAGGAAGAGAAGAAAGAAAGUAAAGCCAAGGAGGAUAAAAAGAAGGACCAAAGUAAACCGGAGCUGAGGAAAAUCACCAAGCCUGACCUGAAGCCGCUCACCCCUGAAGUGAGAAAAACUCUGCACAAGGCGAAGUCUCAGGGUAAGCCCAAGACAGACAAGAAUAAGGCAGUUAAAGAGGAAGCAAAUGACAAAAAGCCAGUCCCAAAGAACAUCCCUGAAGAGGUCGCAGCGGCAGCUUUGGCCGACAGGUCCAUCGUGUCCUCCCCAGAGGACCUCACAGAGGACUUUGAGGCUCUGAAGCAAGAAGAGCUGUCCAAAGUUAAGUCUGUGCCAAUCCAGAACGAUGUGAUGUCUGAGCAUUCAUUGUACAUAGAUACUAAAGUGUCGUCCUUAGUUUUCCCUGAUGAGAAAGUCACAACCACAGCCACUGAGAUUAAAUCUGCAUCACCCAAAUCCCCUGUCAAAGAGAAAGAAGACAACAAAGACAAGGGCGCAUCCGAACAGGUUGCCACUGAAAGGAAGGAAUCAAGUGAUGGCUUUGACAAGAAGUAUGAGGAGGAGAAAAUGGAGAAAUAUGACAAAUACCCUGUAAAAGACGACAUGAAAGACAUAUCAAAGAAGAGUGACAGCUCAGAGGAGGAGGAUGAUGUUAUUGAAAAAGCCGAAUUUGAAGGAACAGAAGAUGACGAGGUCCUGAAAUAUAAAACAGAGGAGGCAAAAAAGGAAAAAAAUGAAAAGGAGUGGGACUCCAAACCGACUGAGCACAAACCUCCAUCAACCACAGCCCUGUCUGGGCAAGUAGCAGCCACCGCCUCUGAGCAGUUCUCCUACAUUCAAGAUGAGACCAUCCCUGGUUAUUCCGAGACUGAACAAACCAUCUCUGAUGAGGAGAUCCACGAGGAAACUGAAGAUAGGAUCCCACAGCUACGCUAUGAUGUGGGCUCCUAUGACGUCUCUGUCCCUGAUGUCCCUGGUACCUUUGACUCCAUGCAUGGUAUUAAAGAGAUGAAGAGCUCCGCUGUGUCUGAUUUUACAAAUAUCAAACCCAAAGCCUUCAUGGGAGGUCACGAGCAUGAGCUUGCACCUUACCCUGCCAUCAUUGCUGCCCCUCUCGCAGAGGAGGAACACAUCUCCUCAGCAACAUCCAUCACAGAAUAUGACAAACUGUCGUCCUUUGCCACAUCUGUAGCUGAGGACCAGUCGAUCACCUCUGUGACAGCACCUCAGACCGAGGAUGCUGGGAGGACCUCUCUCCUUCUUGACACCAUCAACAGCAUCCCCUCACGGGCUGAGGCCAUCCAAGGGAAGGACUAUCUCCACUCAGCAGGAACUAUCUCACCCACCUCCUCCCUGGAGGACGACAAAUGCUUUAAGUCGCCUUCCUCUGAUGAAUACCAGCCCAACAUUGCUGAGCUGGAGGGUGAUGCAAAGAUCAAAUUAGUGCAUGAGGAAGAUGACGAGGAAGAAGAAGAGGACGAGGACCAGACUCCAAAUGUUGACAUCCCUCUGGGUAAACUCCAAGAGGGCUAUGAACAUGCAGCCUCCAUGAUGCUCCAGGAGAAGGAGAAAUCUCCCUCUGCCACUUUCUCUCCUCCUCCCUUCACUACUACUCAGUACUCACCCAUACAAGCUGUCAAAGAAACCCAGGGUCUCUUCAGCACAGAUGGAUUCAAGACUGGUUCUGAUAUAAAGUCUAUUUCACCCCCUCCAUCUUUCUCCCCUGGGUUGGAGUCCCACUCCAGGCAGGAAAGUGAGGAGAGAUGUCUAAGUCCAGAUGACAGCACAAUGAGACUGGCCUCUCCCACACAGUCUGUGCCUACAAGCAGUGGAUACUCUCCGACCGAAGAGAAACCCUUCAAGACAGAAGACAAAGACGAGGCAGUGACCGAUGUCAAAGUUGACUCCCAGAAAACAGAUAAAUCAGUCACCAUCUCAGACAGUACCUCCUAUAUGGGUCUGAUAGGUGACACGCCAGCAGUGGACGAGUCAGAAGAAUCCACUGAAGACAAUGAGGAUGAAGAUGAGUGUUACAUCAAAAAGGAUCUACAGCCCACCGUUAAGGCCAAGCUUAUGGAGGCAAAAGAAGGGUGCUUCUUGGAUGACGACUACGCCUUUGAGUCAAAAUUUCCAAAGAUAGAAACAGAAGUAAAGGGCUUGGAGAAGACACAGGUGUCUUUUAGCACAGAGGAGAAAUCAAAACCUCAAGUGAUGUACUCAGAUGAAGAUGAAGAUGAAGAAGAAGAAGAAGAAGAAGAAGAGGAGAAAGAUGAUCAUUUCCUAAGUGGGGUCGGGGCUAAGCCUUUAUCAGAUCAAAACAAAGAAGACUUAAAGAAUGAAAGCACAGAGAAGACAGAUAUCGCUUCUAAAGAGUCUGACAAAAGUGUUCAUUUCAGUCUCUAUGAUUUUCCUGAGAAGGAGAGCAAAGAGAAGGCCAUGUAUAUAAGACAAGACACCCCUUAUGUGCAUGGGAAAACAUUCUCCUACAGUGACAUUUAUGACAGCAAAGCAAGCUCAGUGGACUCUGAUUCAUAUCGUCAGGAGUCCUUAGAUAAGACGGAGAAGGACGUCGCAAAGGGUGGAGUGCAGAAACAUGAGCCGCCAUCCCCAGUAACAGCCACAGACAAGAUGUCGGACAAGGAGGGAUUUAAGUCCUCCACCUCAUCCUGGCUGGACUCCAAGAGCCCUUCUGCUAUAUCUCCAUUUGAGAAAGAAGUCAAAGAAAAGGAAACAUUUGAAUACAGCACAGGUAGCAGAUUCCCUUCAGUGGCUGAUAGACCCGAGGCCUCGUCCACUUCUUUAUCAUCAGAGAAAGACGCUCCUGUUAAGAGCCAGACUGAUGCCACAAAGCCCCAAACAUACUCCUCAAUGACACCAUUCGGUGUAGACAAACCUGCCGCCACAGGCUUCAUUGAGAAAGGCGCAUGUUUGGAGAUUGAUAUGAGAAAACUAACAGCAAGGGAUGAAGAGGACUAUGAUGAUGAUGAAGUUAUAGAUGACGAUGAUGAUGAUGAUGAGGAAGAUGAAGAGGAGGAGGAGGAGGAGGAAGAUGAUGACCAAGUCACUGUUGAUUGUGAUAUGGAGAAAGGUGCCAAAGAGAAGUCUGAGAAGGAAGUAAAAAGUCCAAUCACUGAAAUGUUUGGCUCAAAUAGGCCUGAAUUUAUGGUUUCUAUGGCUGGUUAUGGCUACAACAGUCAGGGGAAGCCGAGUAUGAAAGAAAGCACUUCUGGCUCACUCACAAAGGCAGAAGAUGAAGCUAAGACUGACUCCUCAUCCUUCAGUGGAAAGCCAAUGGAUCUUGGGGCUGCAGGUUUCUCUAGCUACUCCUCAGGGUUUGAGUACUCGUAUGGAAGUGGUGAGAAAGACUCAUUUUUAUCAAGUCAGACGACAGUCAAAGGAAAAGAUGAUUUCACUUUGAAAUCAACAGAGGACAGUUAUUACCAAAAUGACAGAGCUAAUCCUGAUUUUGAGAAACAGAAGACACCAGAUCUUCUGAGUAAGAGAUCACUGGACACGAGCUUUCAGUACACGACCACCACUGCUCCUGGUUACUCCUCCUCUUCGGCCUACAGCUACUCCUCCUCCACCUCAGGCUCCCUCUCCACCAGCCGCCAGUUCGGAGAGGAGCUGGAGACACCGGCCGAGCCUCUCUUUGAGUACUCCUCCUUUAAAGAUGAGCACUCGCUGGUCAUGGACUCUCCAUUCUCCAGCUCAGCUGGCGCCAAAGACGACUAUCUAGAAGUGUCUGAAAAGCAGAUCACCGCCACGACCACGGCUGAGUCCACCUCCAGUUUAGCCCGCUUCUCACCCAUCAGCCCAUUCGAGGAGGUCAAAUCUUUCCCCUCGCUCUCAUCCACUGCCUUUGCUGAGGACAAGAAGGAGCAUACCUCUUCAUUAGGUGGAGUUACAGACAAAGGCCCUCAAUCAGACUGCUUCUAUAAGCCUGAAUGGUCUGAGGGGUCCAAGCUGGACACGGCUGUUGGACUUGGGGCCUCAGCUGGACUCUUCUCGCAACCUGAAGAGCUCUCCAAAGAUAAAGAGGCAGCCAGCGCUGCUCUGUUUGGUAUCACCUCCUCACCACGCCCAGACAGUGAAGGCAAGCAUUACUUUGAGGAGACUGACAGCAGUGAAGAAGAGGAUGAGGAGGCUUACAUGCGUGAGAUGACUCGGAGGUCGCCUUCCACCGGCCUGGCUGGUACCCUCUCAUUUUCCGACAAGCCUGUUCCAGCUCCAGCUGUCAGUGAGUCAAAGACAGGUGGUGCACUCCCUGAUGUUCUUGGCUCCUACAUGCCCUCACCUGUCCAGGUCAGCAAACCAGACACAGCCAAUGGUCCCACGGAGGUGAGCUCAAGCUCUACCCUCCUUGCUGGAGCAGCAGCCAGUGCCGCAUCUUCAGGCCCAGCCAAGGUGGAGCCCAGAGAGGGAGCAGCAGGUUACAGGAGCUCCUACGAGUGGGAGAUGUCAAAGCCCCAGAUGGGUAUGGUACCCGGAGACUCUCCUCCUCAUUACCGCCACGAUGAUGAGUUUGAAGAGGAGUGUGAGAUGGAGCCAGAGCACCCUGCCCGUCCACUUUCACUCUCUUCAACUGAUCAACCAUUUCGCUCACCUUUCUAUGCUGAGGAGUGCAGCCGAGGAGGGCAGGACGAUGAUGACGACAGUGAUCAGGAACUUGCUGGCGAUUCACGCAUUGGAGCCACUUCCUCUUACACCAGUCGCACAUCUCCUGGAUAUUCCUCCUCCGAGUGCAGGCAGCGCAAAGAAGACCUCUCACCUUCCUUCAUCAACCCAUGCAUGCGGCAGUUAUCCAGCGACGAGGAUGAUGAGGAGCAAGGGCGCAGAAGUGACCAAUCGCAGGGAGAUGAGCAUGAUCUGUCGGUCAAGAGAAGGGCUCACAAACAGCCCCAUCAUCACCAGCCUCACAGCAGGGACAGCAGCUCACUGCACCAAGCUGGUGGCAUGGCGGCAGGGCUAGGCUUGGCCACAGAGGACACACCGCCCACCUCUGUGAGUGAAUCUUUAGCCUCUCAGUCAGACUCCGAUGUGCCUCCAGGCACUGAGGAAUACCCCUCGGCCACUGGUGAAGGCAACAUGGACUCGGAUGAGGAUGCAGACUACAUGCCUGUUGAUAAAUUAUCUGCAACGGGAGGAGGCACCUAUCAUUCCUCUAGGAGGAGCCAUGACCCUCCUCCAGCUCCUCUCAUGGACCCCUACCCUCAGCCUCCACGUCCAGACGUUUGCAUGGUGGAUCCUGAAUCUCUGAAUAACGGCUCAGUUAAGAAAGAGCCAAAACCUAAGAGCUUAAAGAAGGCUUCGGGGAAAACCAAAUCAUCAUCCCCAGCUAGACGCAAGAAGUCUCCCAUGCCUGUCAAACAGACGCCGUCUCCUCGCAGCGCCUCACUGAAGAAGAAGGAGGCAGACAAGAGCUCACGCAUGUCUCGUCUAUCGGACGGGCAGGGCUCCAAAGACGAUGACCUCUCCAGGUCGAGCUACAACCCUGGCAAGGCGAUGACCAACGGUGUUAAGACCAGUUCAGGUUCUCAGAAGUCUAGCUCUGGAGCUGCUCCUGGUCUUCCUAUUUAUGUGGACUUGGCCUACAUUCCCAACCACUGCAGUGCCAAGAACGUGGACCAAGAGUUCUUCAAACGCAUUCGCUCUGCAUACUAUGUGGUGAGCGGUAACGACACAGCAAACGGUGAACCAAGCCGAGGAGUCCUUGAUGCACUGCUUGAUGGCAAAUCUCAGUGGGGAUCAAACCUACAGGUGACGCUGAUCCCCACCCACGACUCGGAGGUGACCCGUGACUGGUACCAGCAGACACACGAGAAGCAGCAGGAGCUCAACAUCAUGGUCCUGGCCUCCAGCAGCACCGUUGUCAUGCAGGACGAAUCUUUCCCCGCCUGCAAGAUCGAGUUUUAAAGAUCAACGUUUCCUCUCUCUCUCCUCCUGGCCUCCCCCCCAGUGUAGAUCUGUUUUUAAUUGCUCUAUAGCCUGAUAUGUAAAUCUGUCUCUGCUUUUUUUUUUUUUUUGGGGGGGUGGCGCUUGGACCGAAAAGCAGACACAGAUCUGGAUAACUGUAUUUUUUUCUAGAUUUUUAUUUAUUUUUAAGCUUGUCGUGGCUAUCACCAUUUGUACUACAAAGGUAGUUUUCCGACAACUUUGUCCCCCGCUACAUAACAUGAAAGGGAGAACGCAGUUUUCUGUUUUUUUUUUUUCUGUUACUUAACUCGUCCUUUUUUUCUCCAAACCCUGUGAGAUGAUUAACAGAGUCUCUGUUUAUUGGUCGAGCCAAAAUGUGCAUUUCUCAAAAAAAAAGUGUAAAAAAAAUUAGGUUGUCUUCUAAUUGGCUUAAAAAAAAAAAAAUCAAAGCACAAGUUUGCGCACCUUAAAACCAGCAACACGCUACAAGAUGAUUUUCUUCCGCCCGAUCCCAGACUUCCACAACACAAGGCGAUCGAUUUCAAACAUUUGCUGAUAGAAGUUGUGAUCGCUUUCCUUUCCUCUAUUUUCAACAGUCCUGGUGUUGAACUUUGUUCCUCCUACUGACAUAGCGAGAUAGAAAAAGUCCACGUAGAACCCUAGAGGUCAUUUCGAUAUGUCUUUUGAGUAUAUUUGCCGUAGCGUAGGGAAGACCAUAUUCCAAAAAAAAAAAAAAAAAAUCUGUAUUGUAGUGAAUUACGAUAUUUCUACGGUAAAAUCAAUCGUGGCUGUUUAUUUCUUACGGUGGAUUUGACGGAUAGGUUUCUCUCUAUAAUUGUUUCUGUCGUCUUUGGUGUGUUUUUUCAGUGUGUUUCCAGUUAACAUAUCGUUGCAGAGCAUCGUGAGGACAGCUGAAGGCAGGAGGGGGGGGGGUCAUACUAGUACAUCGUCAUCCUGAUCUUUGGAUUUGACCUGUUUCUAUAUCUUUACAUAAA